This is a messenger RNA of Ylistrum balloti, 732 nucleotides long. RefSeq lists its product as uncharacterized. The record is from RefSeq and is a predicted model, not a curated record. The transcript has 4 exons. Gene Ontology annotation, molecular function: signaling receptor activity. NCBI's taxonomy places the organism in Eukaryota, Metazoa, Mollusca, Bivalvia, Pectinida, Pectinidae. Bases 1 to 732 code for a protein of 243 amino acids.
AUGGAUUCUACGAUAUUAUCCGUGAUCAGGUCAUUGACAAUAGACAUCCUAUUAUCAACAGUUGUGCGUGCUGGCAUGAAAAUAAAUUAUGUGUGGAAAGAAGAUAUAACGGAGGAGAAUGUUAUCUUUAAUGAUAGCCUCGUGUUUACAAAGCAGAUAUCAGGUCUCAUGAGCUGUGCAGGAGCAUGUGGAACACACUCAGUUAAUUGUGUAGACUUUUCCUACACAACAACGACAGAGGAGUGCCGAGGGUACGACGGGCUGGCACAUGACCGGAUCAGUCAAGAGAAUACCAAAAUGUAUAGAAAUGUUUGUCGUUUACCCGGAUAUACAUACGACCCUUCCUUCGAUGCAUGUCUUCGUCUUUACACCACUGCUAGGACCUGGUUCGAGUCUUCGGAGGAGUGUUCGAAUGACACGGCACAUCUCCUCAUCAUAGACACUAUGGACAAACUACAGGCCACGCAAACCGGUGUCCAUAAGGACCUUUUUGCAGCAUCAAAUGAGUGGUGGAUCGAUGGGUAUGAUUUUGCUGACGGACCAGCAAAUGACUUUAGAUGGAGCAAUGGAGAAAGUAUGGACAUACCUCAAGACCUUUGGUUUCAUCCAUCCCAGCCAAGUGACGAGGAUGAAAGGUGUAUUAAUCUUUUCUUGUAUCCGAACUUUUUAGGACUUAAUGACUAUCUGUGCUCAGAUAUAACUAUGUUUUACGUAUGUCAGGAAGACAUUUAA